This is a messenger RNA of Chiroxiphia lanceolata (lance-tailed manakin), 2160 nucleotides long. RefSeq names its product zinc finger MYND-type containing 19 (gene ZMYND19). The transcript has 6 exons. Lineage: Eukaryota; Metazoa; Chordata; Aves; Passeriformes; Pipridae. Bases 66 to 749 code for a protein of 227 amino acids. The record is from RefSeq and is a predicted model, not a curated record.
AGUGCGCGAGGCGGCGGCGCGUGGCAGCGGCUCGGGGCGCGCGGCGGCCCCGGCCCGGCCCCGCCAUGACCGACUUCAAACUCGGCAUCGUCCGGCUCGGGCGGGUGGCCGGGAAGACCAAGUACACGCUGAUCGACGAGCAGGACAUCCCGCUGGUGGAGAGCUACUCCUUCGAGGCUCGGAUGGAGGUGGAUGCUGAUGGAAAUGGUGCUAAAAUCUUUGCUUAUGCUUUCGACAAGAACCGUGGAAGGGGCUCCGGGCGCCUCCUGCACGAGCUGCUCUGGGAGAGGCACCGGGGAGGGAUUGCUCCUGGGUUUCAGGUGGUGCAUCUGAACUCGGUGACCGUGGACAACCGCCUGGACAAUCUGCGCCUCGUGCCCUGGGGGUGGAAGCCCAAAGCUGAAGAAAUCUCUAGCAAACAAAGGGAACAAAGUCUGUAUUGGCUGGCAAUCCAACAGCUCCCUACAGACCCUAUAGAAGAGCAGUUUCCUGUCCUGAAUGUAACCAGAUACUACAACGCUAACGGGGAUGUCGUGGAGGAGGAGGAGAACUCCUGCACUUACUAUGAAUGUCACUACCCCCCAUGCACAAUGAUUGAAAAACAGCUGCGUGAGUUCAACAUCUGCGGGCGCUGCCAGGUUGCCCGGUACUGCGGGUCGCAGUGCCAGCAGAAGGACUGGCCUGCCCACAAGAAACACUGUCGGGAGAAGAAAAGGACCUUCCAGCAGGAGCUCGGCCCGGAGCGGUGACCGGGUGGCAGAGGCCUCUCAGCAGCAGGAUUCCUCCUCCCCAAAGGCAUUGGGCUCUUGCUUUUGCACAGUGUGACAGACUGCUUAUCCAAGCCAGAGGCACUGAAGACAAACCCUGUGAUGCUUGAGCAGAAUGGCUGACUGGACUAAGCCAGCUCUGACUGGUGCUGUGGAAAGGGAUUGGCUCUGCCCUUCCAGUAUUAUAUUCUCAAGCAAAAAGACUACUGUGGAGGCUCCAGGCAGGAAGCUUCUCAUUAUUUAUAUGUUAAUACGUUUGUAAACUCAUGUACAGUUUUUGUUAGGAAUUCUUGAUAGCACUCAUUAACUGUAAUGUUCAGAGGAGAACAUGUUGUUGGCCUAAAAGUUUAAAAAAAGAAAAAAAAAAAAGAAAAAAGUCAUGUAGCAAAAGCUUUUUCCUCCCAUGUGGCAGAAGUGUCUGUGGCAGUGCCAGGGCCGGCGGGCAGACCCGGCGUCAGCACUUACUCUGGAGAACUCUGCAUGGAAGUUCUAUUGGAAAAAAAAAAAGAAACAAACAAAAAAAAAGAGCAAACAAAGUAAAGGUUGGAAUGAAUCCUUGUCUGCUCUCUGGCUUUCUCCCGUUCCCUUCCAGCUGCUGGCGGAGCACAGUCACACCUGGAUGUUGGAAUUCCCUGCUGGGUGGGAAGCAGUGCCCCAGGAGCUGGUGUGGGGUGUAGGGACCAUCUGGGAUGUGUGUUCAGGCAGCUGCAGCCUCAGAGGGGCUGCUGGAGAUGGGCCUUGGAGCAGCCAGGAUUUGGAAAGCUCCAUCAGCUUUCUGUUCCCAAACCUCUGUAGGUGAAGUAGCUGUGGGGAAGCUCAGGCAGCAGCUGGGUGGGGAUGUGGUGCCCUCGUGGCUUCCCUGUGAGCACAGCAGGUACUCCAGUCAUGUGCAGCAAUGUUUCAAUGAACUACUAUUUAAUAAUUUGAGUUAUUUAUUAAUUUUUUAAAGAGUUGUCAUCAGUCCAAGAAUCACUUUUUGAUAUUUUUUGUUUUUAAUGUAUUAAUGAGUACAAAUAGUCCUGGAGGAGGAUUUCCCUUGCAGAGCACAUGCCUAUUUUUCUUUUCAUGACUUAUCUGAAAGCUUUUUUCUUUUUCAUUUUUGCCUUAGAAAUAUAAGGACCAUCAGCUGAAUUUUCUGAAGAACUAAAUGGGUAAUUUAGUGCCAGGUGUUAGUCUUGCUUCACAGUAGAAGAAUGUGAACUGCUGAGUGCUUAAUGCAGAGCCUUUCUUGGAGUGCUUGGUGAAAGUUUUUUUGUAAAAGCCGUUUAGAAUUUCCAUUUUUCAAUCAGGAUUCACUUUGCUACUUCAUGUUGCAGUGUUGGUCUUGCUUGUAUUCAAUUUGUUAGAAAAUUGAACUGCUGUGGACUUCCAAUAUUACAUUCUGUUUCUAAUA